AUGUACAAAGGUGAAGAGGCGGUGGAGCAGAGGUCACUUGUAGGAGAUGUGACUGGGGGCGGUGGGAUAGAAAUAAGAAAUCUUAAGAGGUUGACUGACUUGGAUCUUGGUGCCAAUAACUUGAGUGGUGAAAUCCCUUCGUUUCUAGGUCUUUUACCCAGCUUGAGUAGCUUGUACCUUGACUCAAAUCUUUUUGAAGGUUUCAUCCCAUUAGAUAUUGGAAAAUUAAAGAAUCUGACUGUAUUGUAUCUCUCUUAUAACAAACUCACUGGCUCAAUCCCUUCAUCACUACUUCAUUUACCCAAUUUAAUGGAUUUAACCAUCGCUUCGAAUCAUUUGGAGGGUCCCAUACCCCAUGAAAUUGAGAGUUUGAAUGCCCUGAAAUACUUGAAUCUCUCAGACAACAAAUUGAGUGGGCCCAUUCCAUCUCAGAUUGGUAAUUUGUCAAAUUUAAGAUCCUUAAUUUUGGCAAACAAUAACUUGAGUGGAAGGAUUCCCCUGCAAAUUAGUGGCUUAUCUCUAUAUGAGCUUGAUCUAAGCCAUAACAUCAUUAGUGGAGAUAUACCUUCUCAACUCAAUUUCCAAAACUAUUCCCAAAACAUUUUUCUUAGCCAUAACCUUCUCCUAGGAGUGAUACCUUCCCAAUUUGGGAAUUUAACUGAUUUAAGCAGCUUAGAUCUCAGUUGGAAUAAUCUAACGGGCACGAUUCCCGAAUUUCCAUUUUAUGUGGGGAACCUCAAUUUGUCAUUUAAUUCACUGAGGGGUCAAAUUCCAGAUGGAUUAUUGCAUUUUGCACCCGAGACAUUUAUAGGCAACAAGGAUUUAUGCGGUUCCAUUCAAGGCUUCCGUCCUUGCCCUUCAUCUCCAAAUGUAAACCGAGAAAGAAAUAGCAAACUAGUGAAGCACAAUCUGUCUAUUGUUAUUCUGGUUCCAAAUUUGUUAUUUUUUGUCUCGACUUUUGUGUUGGUGAUAUUCAUCCUAUUCCGACGAUAUAGAGCUAAAGCUUUGAAAUCUGAUCCAAGCCCAACCAAAAAUGGAGAUUUAUUCUGUAUUUGGAACUUUGAUGGAAAGAUUGCUUUUGAAGACAUCAUCAAAGCCACGGAGGAUUUUGAUAUCAAAUAUUGCAUUGGAACGGGUGGUUAUGGCAGUGUUUACAGAGCAAUCUUACCAAGUGGCAAAGUUGUUGCAUUGAAAAAACUCCACCAAUUGGAAGCUGAGCAGCCGGCUUAUGAUGCAAGUUUCCGGAAUGAGAUCAAGUUUUUAACAGAAAUACGACACAAGAACAUUGUCAAGCUGCACGGAUUUUGUCUCCACAAUCGUUGCAUGUGCUUGAUUUAUGAAUAUAUGGAAAACGGAAGCUUAUUUUAUGCCUUGAGCAUUGAUGAGGAAGCUGUGGAAUUGGAUUGGACCAAAAGAGUGAACAUUGUCAAAGGUGUCGCACAUGCUCUAUCUUACAUGCAUCAUGAUUGCACCCCUCCAAUUGUUCAUCGAGACAUCUCAAGCAAAAACAUUUUGUUGAACUCUGAAUUGGAAGCUUUUAUUGCUGACUUUGGGACUGCAAGACUUCUUGAUCCUGAUUCAUCUAAUCGAACUGUAAUUGUUGGCACAUAUGGAUAUAUUGCCCCAGAACUUGCUUAUUCAAUGAUUGUGACGGAAAAAUGUGAUGUAUAUAGCUUUGGAGUGUUGGCAUUGGAAAUAUUGAUGGGAAAGCAUCCUGUUUUGGACCCUCGAUUAUCACCACCAAGAAGUCAAAAAAUGGUAGGAGACAUCGCUUUUGUUGCUGUGAUUGCUUUCGCAUGCUUACGGGCCAAACCCAAAGCUCGACCAACAAUGAAAUCAGUGUCUCAAAAAUUCCUACGCAUCAAGUCUCCAAUUUCAGUGCCUCUUCAUGAAAUAUCUCUUAUCGAGCUUAAGAACCAUGAGAUGUUUAUGAGCGGAGGCAAAUACAUGUAUUGGGCUGUUAGAUUUGGAUAUCCAUUCAUGAAUGUUGGGUCCAAAGCAUGGUGA
Molecule: messenger RNA, 2007 nt
Organism: Gossypium arboreum
Lineage: Eukaryota; Viridiplantae; Streptophyta; Magnoliopsida; Malvales; Malvaceae
Product: probable leucine-rich repeat receptor-like protein kinase At1g35710
Exons: 6
Coding region: 1-2007 (668 amino acids)
Biological process (GO): protein phosphorylation
Molecular function (GO): ATP binding; protein binding; protein kinase activity
Source: RefSeq, a predicted model, not a curated record